Cydia amplana is the source of this 1769-nucleotide messenger RNA. RefSeq lists its product as uncharacterized. Bases 339 to 1769 code for a protein of 476 amino acids. The record is from RefSeq and is a predicted model, not a curated record. The transcript has 4 exons. NCBI's taxonomy places the organism in Eukaryota, Metazoa, Arthropoda, Insecta, Lepidoptera, Tortricidae.
UCUGACCAGCGAGUCGCUGCACAAGCAUUUUUACAGAAUUCUUCAUAUGGCAACAAUUUUAUCUGUCAAAAGUGUCAAACAACUGUCAAAAUGUUGACAGCUUCUGUUACCAAACAAUAUUGAUAUUUGUGUCACAUUUAUGUGAGUUUUUAUUUGCAAACAUAUGUUUGACCAGCGAGUCGCUGCACAAGCGUUUUUAGAGAAUUCUAUAUAUGGCAAUAAUUUUAGCUGUCAAAAGUGUCAAAAAUAUUGUCAAACGAGUUUACACAUAACCUAGAUUCUCAAAUUCUCAUGUUAGUUCAUUCGUUACGGAAGUUUAUAGUUUAUAUCGUAUUAUAAUGGCUAAACCGAUUAGAAGCAGUGUGAGGAGCAUGUUAUUUAAGAUAAUCUGUAACUAUAAUCAAGUUCGACACGACGAAAAUGAGAGAUUACUAGAAAAGAAGCGAAUAUUGGACGAAAUCAUUCAGGCGACCGCGGGCGUAGAUGACGAAAAUGUUAGAGAAACUAUUCAAAAGCUAGCAAGCGAACUGAAGAAUGUUAUUGAUAAUAACGCAUCAGAAUCAAGUUAUUUAGAGAAAGUGUCUACUAUGACAGGUGCAAGCAUUCGUACACUACGCACAAUUAAAAAAGAGGGUUCUAUUAACCAAGGCCAAUGGAAUACGCCAGGGAAAAAACGACCCCGGCCACCAACUGUGUCAAAUUUAGACAAUUUUGAUGUGUCAGCCAUCCGUAAUAAAAUUAAUGAGUUUUAUUGCGUCAAAAAGCAGGUACCUACUCUAAGAGCCUUACAUGCGGAUUUGAAAGAAUCUAUAGGAUUCUUAGGAUGUUGUGAAACACUGAGGAAAAUACUACACGAGAACGGAUUUGAGUUUAAAAAAAAUAAAGAAGAGCGCUCCAUCCUCAUGGAAAAGUUUGAAAUAUCUGGGUGGAGGCAAAGGUUUCUUAGAGCUAUACAUAAAAAACGGGAAGAAGGAAAAAAUAUUGUGUAUCUUGAUGAGACAUAUGUCCAUCAAAAUUACAGACCGAAGAAGUCAUGGCAAGGGCCUUCAACUUCCGGUUUAGUUGAAAAAAUUUCCUCGGGUAAGCGGCAUAUUAUAGUGCAUGCUGGAUCAGAGCAAGGAUUUGUGCCCAAUGCUUUGCUUGUUUUUAGCACAAAAUCCAAAGCAGCUGACUAUCAUGAUGACAUGAACACAGCAUGCCUCCUUGCCGGCACCCCGCCUUGGGAGCUGGACGCAGGGGUGCUGGCGGACAAGUACCGGCUGAGGGUGGAAGCCAGGGGGCGUGGGGAGCUCCCAGACGCGGAGGAGGCCGAGAGGAUGAUGCGGGGAGCCGCGGAGCGCCUGCGAGAGAGAUGGAGGGAGGCCUUGGAGGAUAGCCAUUAUGGAACCCGAACCAUAGGGGCUAUCCUCCCGAUAAUGGACGAGUGGGUGGAUCGGGGCAAGGGGGCCCUGACAUAUAGGGUGACGCAGGUGGUGUCCGGAGAGUCCGGACACGGCUGUUUUGGACACUACCUGCACAAAAUACAGAGGGAGCCGGGGCCUCAGUGCCACGAAUGUGGCGCAGCGGAUGAUACGGCUCAGCACACUCUGGAAGAGUGUAAUCGCUGGGCCGUGGAAAGAGCUUCCCUCAGGGCAGCGACGGGGGUGGCGGACCUCUCGCUACACAGCAUAAUAGCGGCGAUGCUGGGUAGCGAGAGGAAAUGGGAAGCGGUGGCCUCCUUCUGCGAAGAGGUCAUGUCGCGGAAGGAGGAGGCGGAGAGAGAGCGGUGA